This is a messenger RNA of Pleurotus ostreatus (oyster mushroom), 882 nucleotides long. RefSeq lists its product as uncharacterized. The record is from RefSeq and is a predicted model, not a curated record. Gene Ontology annotation, cellular component: endoplasmic reticulum membrane. The transcript has 4 exons. Bases 1 to 882 code for a protein of 293 amino acids. Gene Ontology annotation, biological process: very long-chain fatty acid biosynthetic process; fatty acid elongation; sphingolipid biosynthetic process. Gene Ontology annotation, molecular function: 3-hydroxyacyl-CoA dehydratase activity. Lineage: Eukaryota; Fungi; Basidiomycota; Agaricomycetes; Agaricales; Pleurotaceae.
AUGACUGGCCAUGCAGCUUCAAAACGAAAACCGGAGAAGCCUCGAAGUGUUCCCCCACUCGUAAAGUAUUAUUUAGUCGCGUACAAUGUACUCUCUACCCUUGGGUGGGCGACCGUCCUCGUCUUCACCAUAAUCCACGUAUUCGAUCUCGACGGUGCAUCCUCCUCUAUCCCAGGAAGCAAGCCCGAGACCGCGACGUCCGUUCUACAUCGUUUCGUAUCCUCCUUCACACCCACAAAAUACUCGAAAUACAUCACCAACGCGAGCCUCGAAGCCCAGCUCCACCCCGCGUUGGUCCCCCUCUACCGGCGCUCUACCACGACCUACGCGCGCGUUGGUUCCCUAACCGCGUUCGUGCAGAGCUUCGCUCUUCUCGAAGUGGUGCAUGUGCUGCUGGGAUGGGUGAGGAGCCCGCUGCAAACUACGGCGAUGCAGGUAGCCAGUCGGCUCUUCCUCGUUUGGGGAAUUGUGGAGCCUUUCGAAGCUUCACGCUCAAAUCCUCUGUACACCUCGAUGGUUUUCGCGUGGUCCGCAACUGAAACAAUACGGUAUCCCUUCUACGCUUGCAGCCUCCUUGGUCUCGAACCAUACUCCCUCCUGUAUCUUCGAUACACGACCUUCUACCUCCUGUACCCCCUCGGCGCCUCGUCUGAAGCCUUUAUCAUCUACUCUACACUUCCCAAGUCAUCCCCCAUCCCAAGUCUUCAAUCCUGGAUGCAAGGGAUGUGGAACCUUACCGACUACGUUCGUGGUAUAUUGUUUUGCAUCUGGUGGCCGGGCUUGUAUGUGAUGUACACAUAUAUGAUCAAACAGAGGCGUAAGGUGUUAGGAUCCGGCGGCAAAACACUAGGAGCCACCCCCAAGCAACGCAAACUGGAAUAA